GUGGCAUUCUUUUUAUUUACCAGAAAUCUCCCAUUACUCUACUCUCUCUCUCUCUCUCUCGCUGCCAGUCUCCUCCCCAGAGUGGCAACAACUCUAUAAAUAUCAAGUUAUCUCCGAAUUCCAUAAAAACAUAACAAAGUAAGAAAAUACAGAGAUAUUUCCAGAAAUAGAGAGAGAAGGAGACUGAGAAAGAUGAAGGGAAGGAAGAGCAGUCACCCAUUGUUGAGAGGGGGGAGGAGAGAGCGCAGUUACAGCCAUGGUUUCUCUUCUGCUCAGAUCCAAUCACUGGCCUCCAUCUGUGAGGCUCUCAUCCCUCCCCUGCCAUGGGAGAGCAUCAGCAAGGAUAACCCAGUUGACCAGGCCCUUCGUUCCUUCUACAAAGCUUCUGGGUCUCAUCCUCCUCUCCCCGAUGAGGUAGCGGAGCUCAUGGCGAAGAGGUGUAUACCACAGGCUGUAUUCCUAGUGAGCUUAGUUCUGAAGAUGCUCUCAUUCAGACUAGGGACUCUUUUGCUUUGUGGGUAUCUGUGCUUUGAUUCGAAAUGGCCAUUUAUUCUUAGGUUCUCCGAGAUUUCUGUGGAGAAGAGAGAAGAAAUUCUCAAGAAAUGGUCGAAGGAAAGGCGUCUGGUACCCUUAAGACAAGUGUUUCUAGUUGUUAAAGUCUUCUGCUUCUUCAACUUCUUCUCAAGGACCGAUGAAAACUCAGAAAACGCAUCAUGGGAAGCAAUUGGAUACCGAGUUGACACGAGAGAAAGGUUGACAGAAUCCCAAAAGGAGAGGCCUCUCCAGAAGGGAGUCAUUGAAACCAUGUAUGAAAAUGACUCUACACUUGUCCAAUCUCUCGCCCAGAAAGGCCUUGAAGUCAUUGAUGAUCCAGAGCACAACAUGUACAAGAUCAAAUGUGAUGUUGUGGUUGUUGGUUCUGGUUGUGGUGGAGGGGUUGCAGCUGCUGUUCUUGCGAGCGCUGGCCAGAAAGUAAUCGUCCUUGAGAAAGGCAACUAUUUUGUGCCUGAAGAUUAUUCUUCUGCGGAGGGCCCCUCCAUGAAUGAGCUAUAUGAGUCAGGCGGAAUAUUGUCAACUCUUGAUGGGAAAACAAUGGUCUUUGCUGGCUCAACUGUCGGUGGAGGCUCUGCUGUAAACUGGUCUGCAUCUAUCAAAACACCAGACUCAGUUCUUCAAGAGUGGUCUGCUGAUCAUAAGAUCCCACUUUACGCAAGCUCAAGCUAUCAGUUCGCCAUGGAUGCCGUUUGCAAGAGGAUUGGUGUCACAGAUAAGUGCAAGGAAGAAAGCUUUCAGAAUCAAGUACUUCGAAAAGGGUGUGAGAAUCUUGGCUGGGAAGUUGAGAGAGUCUCAACAAAUGCCUCAGAAAAUCAUUACUGUGGCUCUUGCUUAUAUGGUUGUAGAACAGGGGACAAGAAAGGCACUGAUUCAACUUGGCUGGUCGAUGCUGUGAACUGUGGUGCAGUGAUCCUAACAGGAAGCAAAGCUGAGAAACUUAUAUUGGAGAAUGGAAAGAAUGCAAGGAUGAGAAAGCAAUGCCUGGGAGUGAUUGCAACAACUAUGAGUGAGACUAUCACGAAGAAGUUGCAAAUUGAGGCUAGAGUAACAGUAUGUGCAUGCGGGUCUCUCUUGACUCCGCCUCUAAUGAUCUCUAGUGGGUUGGAGAAUCCUAACAUUGGCAAAAACCUUCACCUCCACCCUGUUCAACUCGUCUGGGGACACUUUCCAGAACACACAUCAAAAUUUAGGGGCAAAAUGUAUGAGGGAGGGAUUAUUACUUCACUCCAUAAGGUGGUUUCAGAGGAUUCCACCGUCCGAGCCAUUAUAGAAACUCCAGCAUUUGGACCUGCAGCAUAUAGUGCUCUAUUUCCUUGGAUUUCGGGGCUCGACAUGAAGGACAGGAUGGUGAAGUUUGCUAGAACUGCUCAGCUUUUUGCUUUGGUAAGAGAUCAGGGUUCAGGAGAGGUGAAGGCAGAGGGUAAGAUUACGUAUCGAUUAAGUCAAAUCGAUAAAGAAAAUCUCCGGGCUGGGAUGAGGCAGGCUAUAAGAGUUUUGGUUGCCGCAGGAGCUGUUGAAGUGGGCACCUAUAGGAGUGAUGGCCAGAGAAUUCAAUGUAAAGGAAUUAAAGAGGAGGAGUUGGAGGCGUUUUUGGACACGGUGACAACAGUUGGAGGGGCAGGGUCAAGGGGAGAACACUGGACUCUAUAUGGUUCUGCACAUCAGAUGGGAAGUUGUAGAAUGGGUUCUACAAAAGAAGUAGGUGCAGUUGAUGAGAAUGGUGAAAGCUGGGAAGCAAAAGGCUUGUUUGUAUGUGAUGGAAGUGUUCUACCUACUGCAGUUGGGGUCAAUCCCAUGAUUACCAUCCAGUCCACUGCUUACUGCAUUUCCAAGAGGAUUGCAGAGUCCUUGAAGAAAUAAACAUUCCAAUUUUCCCCUUUUUAAAUUAAUUAGACUCUGCAAAAACGAUUGUGUAAUCAGAAGAAAAAUAAAUAAAUAAUUGUUUGGGUGAUUAGAGACCCAUAAUAAAGUAAUGUUCUUCCUUCCCA
Juglans microcarpa x Juglans regia is the source of this 2543-nucleotide messenger RNA. RefSeq names its product long-chain-alcohol oxidase FAO2. Bases 193 to 2415 code for a protein of 740 amino acids. Gene Ontology annotation, molecular function: long-chain-alcohol oxidase activity; flavin adenine dinucleotide binding. The record is from RefSeq and is a predicted model, not a curated record. NCBI's taxonomy places the organism in Eukaryota, Viridiplantae, Streptophyta, Magnoliopsida, Fagales, Juglandaceae. The transcript is spliced from 3 exons.